AUCUACUAAUUGAGAGUAGAAACAAAAAGAAAAAAAACAUUGUAAGCGCUGUAACAGCAGGUUUCGGAGGCUUUUGGGGUAGCCGACGAGACACAGUGGAUUCCUUAAUUCUCCAUGGAUAUGGAGAUGAAAGAAGGUGAAGCCCCCGUGUUGUGGUUCGAAACCUCUGACUCUGUCUGUCGUCGACACCAGUUUGAACCCGAUGGUCAACUCUCCGUAGUGAUUGUCGAUGAUUCCAGGCCCUUAUACCAAAGGGUGGCUGGAUCUUUCAUGAAUAAAUUUUUCCCCUCGGGAUAUCCGUACAGUGUGAAUGAAGGCUAUCUUAGAUACACGCAGUUUCGAGCUGUGCAACACGUUACCAGUGCAGCAUUAUCAGUUCUAUCAACUCAGUCCUUGCUAUUUGCUGCAGGGUUGAGGCCCACUCCUGCGCAAGCAACUGCUGUUAGUUGGAUUUUAAAGGAUGGAAUGCAACAUGUAGGGAAGCUAAUAUGUAGCAAUUGGGGAGCUAGAAUGGAUUCUGAACCUAAACGUUGGAGACUAUUAGCUGAUGCGCUCUAUGAUAUAGGCACUGGCUUGGAAGUGCUUUCUCCAUUAUGCCCACAUCUUUUUCUUGAAAUGGCAGGCUUAGGAAAUUUUGCAAAGGGGAUGGCAGUUGUUGCAGCAAGAGCAACAAGGUUGCCUAUAUAUUCUUCAUUUGCCAAAGAAGGAAAUCUCAGUGACCUAUUCGCUAAAGGAGAGGCUUUUUCAACUCUCUUUAAUGUUAUUGGAAUUGGAGUUGGAAUUCAAUUAGCAUCUACCAUCUGUGCAUCAAUGCAGGGAAAGUUAGUUGCGGGUCCUCUCCUUUCAAUAAUACAUUUAUACAGUGUGUCUGAAGAAAUGAGAGCAACUCCUAUCAAUACGUUGAAUCCACGAAGAACUGCAAUGGUUGUGGCUGAUUUUCUCAAGGCAGGAAUUGUAUCAAGCCCUGCUGAUCUAAGAUAUAGAGAAAAUCUGCUGUUCAAUGUGCAUGUCAAAGAAGAUGCUGGAAAUGUAAGAGUGGGGAAGGAUGUGCACAAGGUCAUUAAGCCUUCCAGGCUUCUUGAAUUAAAACAAGUGUUCCCUGAGGAGAAGUUUCUCUUAAAUUUUGGAAAUAAAUGCAUUGACAUGGUAUUGGAACAAGAUGCUAGUGGUGAAGAUGCAUUGAGGGGGUGGCUAGUUGCUGCAUAUGCUGCACAAACACAUAGUUUCUCUCAUGAGCUCAGUGCUACUAGUGUCCUGCAUGAGGCUUAUGAGAAAAUGAAUGGUGUCUUUCCUGUAUUCUUAAGGGAAUUGCAGAACAAAGGGUGGCACACUGAUAGGUUUUUGGAUGGAACUGGGAGCCGUUUUGCAUUCUAGAUAAAUUUCAUGUUGAUUUAAGUAGGUUUUUAUCCAUUCUUUGAGAGAAAUUUUGAUGUGCUAUGGGUGGAGUAAACUGUAUAUUUUAUCUAUUAUUUUUUAAAAAGUAAUGUUAGGACAUACCUUUCUUCAAAAAACAUGAAGAUGGAGGAAGGUAUGAUAAGGACUUUGUGGCUUGUUUGAGGGAUGCGGAUUGAAGCUUCUUGAUGGCCAAAUCUGGUCUUAUUUUCAGCACGAGAAGGAGAGGUCAAUACUAUUUUGCAGACAAUAAUUUGGCUUUCACAGCACCACAGAGUUAAUAUUGUUUUUGAAUCAGAUUGUUGAUCAUAUAUACAAUAAAGGGGAAGAUAUUACAGAUUGUGGGAUAUUUCUUAACCAUAAUUUAGAGAGAUCCUGAGAUUAAAUCC
Glycine soja is the source of this 1781-nucleotide messenger RNA. RefSeq names its product protein root UVB sensitive 2, chloroplastic-like. The transcript has 10 exons. Gene Ontology annotation, cellular component: chloroplast envelope. The record is from RefSeq and is a predicted model, not a curated record. The coding region runs from base 115 to 1374 and encodes 419 amino acids. Gene Ontology annotation, biological process: response to UV-B; auxin polar transport. Lineage: Eukaryota; Viridiplantae; Streptophyta; Magnoliopsida; Fabales; Fabaceae.